CCCAUCCAUGGUUUCCCCGUCGCCUUUCUCCUUCGCACAUCGCCCCGUCCCUCCGCCGCCCCCAACCGGGUUCGCCUCCAAUCACAGCGCCGCUUCCUCCUCCCAUCCCGCGCGAGCAAGAUCCCGAUCCGGCCGUGGGAGAGUAUGCGGCAACCUCUCCGAUCCCCUCGCAGCUCCUUAGCCUCUAACCAAUUCUAAUCUUCUCCACCCACGACGAUUCCGUCACCGGCGUUUCAAACCAUGGCGGAGGAGCCCGCCGCCGCCGGUGCGGCGCACGAGUACCCCACCAUCGACCCCUCGUUCGACGUGGUGCUCUGUGGCACGGGGCUCCCGGAGUCCGUCCUCGCCGCCGCCUGCGCCGCCGCCGGGAAGACGGUCCUCCACGUCGACCCCAACCCGUUCUACGGCUCCCACUACACCUCCAUCCCGCUCCUCUCCCUCGCCUCCUUCCUCUCCCCUGACCCUUCCCCGUCCUCCUCGACCGUGGCCGCGGCAGCUACCUCUGGUUCGCACACCGUCGUCGAUCUCCACCGCCGCACUGUGUACUCGGAGGUCGAGACCUCGGGAGCCAUCCCCGAGCUGGCGAGGCGGUUCACCGUCGACCUCGUGGGGCCCCGGGUGCUGUACUGCGCCGACGAGGCCGUGGACCUCCUACUGCGCUCGGGGGGCAGCCACCAUGUGGAGUUCAAGAGCGUGGACGGGGGAAGCCUCCUCUACUGGGAAGGCUGCCUCUACCCUGUGCCAGGCUCGAGGGGUGCCAUCUUCAGCGACACCACACUCAAGCACACGGAGAAGUUCGUCGCCUACAAGUUCUUGAAGGUUGUCCAGGAGCACAUUGCUGCCACAUCAGCUUCUGCUGAUGAGAGGGGAGAGGAGGAGGAUGCUGCCAUGAUAUCUGAGGAGGACCUGUACCGCCCCUUUGUUGAGUUCCUCAACCAACAUAGUCUUUCUGCCAAGAUGAGAGCGGUUGUGCUGUAUGCAAUUGCCAUGGCAGAUUAUGAUCAAGAUGGUCCUGAGCCUUCUGAUAAAUUAAUUACGACGAGGGAGGGAAUCAAGACCAUUGCUCUGUACUUGUCAUCAAUUGGGAGAUUUGCUAAUGCAGAGGGUGCUUUCAUUUAUCCUAUGUAUGGGCAUGGUGAGCUGCCUCAAGCUUUCUGUCGCUGUGCUGCGGUUAAGGGUGCCCUAUAUGUGUUGCGGAUGCCAGUGGCUGCGCUUCUUAUGGAUGAGGAAAAGAAGCAUUUUGUAGGUGCCAGAUUGGCAUCUGGUCAGGAUAUUUCUUGCAAACGGUUGAUAAUUGAUCCUUCAUACAAAAUUCCUACCUUGGAUGUUCCAUCUGAUGAUUCAAAUUCAAAUUUUCCAAGAAGUGUUGCGAGGGGAAUAUGCAUAUUUAGCAAGUCUUUGAAACAGGGUACAUCAAAUGUUCUGGUUGUUUUCCCUCCAAAGUCGCUAGAAGAGAAGCAGGUUGCAGCUGUUCGGCUUCUUCAAUUGAGCAGCAAUCUCGCAGUAUGCCCUUCUGGAAUGUUUAUGGCAUAUCUGUCUACUCCCUGUACUGAUGCCUCCGCCGGAAAGCAUUGCAUCAAAAAAGCAAUAGAUGCUCUUUUCAGUCCACAGCCACAGGAUUCAGAUGGCUUCGAAGGCCACCUUGAGUCAACCAGUGAAAGCACCGAUGAUAUGAAGCCAACACUAAUCUGGAGCUGUGUGUAUGUUCAAGAGAUCACACAGGGAACAUCAACAUCUGGUUCUUCAUGGUCAUGCCCCAUGCCUGAUGAAAACCUGGAUUACAGGAACAUACUUGAAUCGACAAAAAAGUUAUUCGCAGAUAUCUAUCCUGAUGAAGAAUUCUUGCCUAGAAAUUCAGCUCCUGUACAUGGCGAUGAUGACUCUGAUUCCGCGGAGUAAAACCAUCUUUCUAGAGGAGAACAUUAUCGCGGAAUGAAGGCAUGGACGUAUAUGGUUCGCCAAUUUAAGUCGGUUGCACUAGCGUGGGGGAGAAAAUGGAUAUUCUAUAGACUUUUUAUUUCCCCUUGAGAUAGUUAAACUGCUUACCUGAUACGUUCGUGGUGCGAUGUGAAUACUUUGGAAUAAACAAACCUGAUGUGAUUUUAUUUAGUAUCUGCAUCGUCUUAAACUAUACAAAGCAUUAUCAAGAUCAUGUUAGCAGCAACUCCCUGCUGGUUGCUGGUAUUUGC
Setaria italica (foxtail millet) is the source of this 2189-nucleotide messenger RNA. Its product is annotated as rab escort protein 1. Lineage: Eukaryota; Viridiplantae; Streptophyta; Magnoliopsida; Poales; Poaceae. The transcript has 10 exons. Bases 241 to 1899 code for a protein of 552 amino acids. Gene Ontology annotation, biological process: vesicle-mediated transport; small GTPase-mediated signal transduction; protein geranylgeranylation. Gene Ontology annotation, cellular component: nucleus; cytoplasm; cytosol. The record is from RefSeq and is a predicted model, not a curated record. Gene Ontology annotation, molecular function: GDP-dissociation inhibitor activity.